UCCAAAACCUUUUGAUUCUUCCCAAGAGGAAAUAUGGAGCCACUGAAUCCCAUCAGAAGCAACAAAUGGAGAAAAAGAGAGAAUCAAAAUCAGCGUCCCAAAUCAAAAUCCUUCUCACUCUUUAUCCUUCUGUCUUGCUCUCUUCUUCUUUUCAUUACGUACAAGCGCCUUCUUCCCCCAUCCGUGCUUUCAAUUUCAGGUAAUUCCGAACAAGUCCUCGUUCCUCCACAAUGCACAAGUUCAGAAGAAUUCAGGGGAGAAAAGUUCCUCUGGUACGCACCUCACAGUGGCUUCAGCAACCAGUUGUCGGAGUUCAAGAACGCGAUUCUAAUGGCUGCGAUUCUCAAUCGAACGCUAAUUGUGCCUCCCAUUCUAGAUCACCACGCUGUUGUUCUCGGUAGCUGCCCCAAGUUUAGGGUUUUAAGCCCUAGUGAUCUCAGAUUUUCUGUCUGGAAUCACUCUCUCGAUCUCUUACGAAAUCAUAGGUAUGUUUCCAUGACUGAUAUAAUAGAUAUUUCAUCAAUAGUGUCUGAUUCAACAGUUAGUGUCAUUGACUUCAGAGUUUUUGUAUCUAAGUGGUGUGGUUGGAGCAUAGAUGGUGUGUGCCAUGAGAGUUAUCGGACUCGCCAACGUGGUGGGAACAAUUUAGGUCUUGAGCGUACUUUGUUUGAGGAUAUAAGGAAAUGUGGGUUGUUACUGUCUGGUUAUAAUGGUAGUAUGAGUAAUUGUGUGUAUGCUGUAGAUGAAGAUUGCAGAACAACAGUUUGGACAUAUCAAAAAGAUGUUGAAGAUGGGAUUUUGGAUCCAUUCCAACCAGAUGAUCAACUUAAGAAGAAAAAGAAAAUUUCUUUUGUUAGGAGAAGAAGAGAUGUAUAUAGGGCACUUGGUCCUGGGUCUGAAGCAGAAUCAGCCAAAGUUCUUGCUUUUGGAACCCUCUUCACAGCCCCAUAUAAGGGCUCUGAGUCGUAUAUAGAUAUCCAUGAAGCUGGAAAAGAUCCUAGGAUACAGUCCGUGAUGCAGAAGACUGAGUUUCUUCCUUUUGUCCCUGAAAUUUUAGAGGCUGGGAAAGAGUUUGCUCUUCAGAAAAUUAAGGCUCCUUUUCUUUGUGCACAACUUAGAUUACUGGAUGGGCAAUUUAAGAACCACUGGAAAGGGACGUUUCUUGUGCUGAAGCAAAAAUUAGAGUCUCUGAAACUGAAUGGUCCUCCACCGAUUCAUAUUUUUGUGAUGACUGAUCUUCCAAUGAGUAAUUGGACAGGAACCUACUUGGGCGAUUUACUCAAAGAUUCUGAUGCUUUUAAGUUAUCUGUUCUAAGAGGAGAUGAUAAUUUAAUUGUAGAAACUGCUAACAAGCUCAUGGAUAUUGCCCGAGGGAAGAAUUUGGAGUCUGUUUCUAAGAGGUCAUAUACGGUAGAUAACCACUGUGAUCCCCAGUCAUUUACUGAUAUAUUGUUAUAUGUAGAACAAACAGUUUGCAGCUGUGCUUCGCUUGGCUUUGUCGGCACUACUGGAUCAACAAUUGCAGAAACUAUAGAGUUGAUGAGAAAAUAUAAGGCAUGUUCAGGCUGAAGCUUUUUGGGGUAUGUAUCAGGCUGAAGCUUUCCUAUCACAAUUGCUGACUUCCUAUUAAUUGGAUUGAGAUUCGUUGAGAACUUCAUCAGCGUACCUGGGAGUCAAGCGUCACAUCAUGCAUUCAGUUCACCCUUGGAAACCAAGUUGCACUCCUUGGCAUUGUUUUCUUUUAUUCAUAAUUUGGAAAUCUGAGCUCUUUCAAUUGGUUGUGGAAAUGGAGGAUGAAAUUCGACAAUCCUGCUGGUUGGACUGAAUCGAAUGGAGUGUGGAACUGGGAAUUUGCAAUAUUGCAGAAUUUGUGACAUAUUGAUGGAGCGAUACCCACACGGGUUAUACUUGUCAGUUUGGUGAAAAAGUUCUCAAGACUGCAGCAAGUUUGUCUUUACCAAGUAUUAUGGUGCUCAAUAGAUUUGAAGUUUAAUUUUUCGCCUGCACACAUGAUAAACUCUUAGAUGCAAAUGUUUGAAGAAUACUUUCUUAAUUCAACAAUCGUACCUGCUCCUUGAUACAAAGUAUCAUGUCUAGUGACUUCAAAGGAGAUAACAGAUGCAUAAAUAAGACAUAUUAUGUGGGAACCAUGGUUCAUUGACGAUUUUUUUUUUUCACAGUUUUACACAUUGAGGGCAGCCAAGGGCUGCAUGAUUCAUUUUUUGGCGUACUUUGUAUUAAAAGUGGUACCCUCUGUUAGAAUUGAAGUGGAAAUCUGACUAGUGUUGAUUGUUCCUUUUAUCCAUCUUCCUAAACUUUCAUAGAUUAGUUUGCAGCAAACUUGAUUGUAUCUUUAUUUGAUGUUUCCUUUUCUGAUAUGAGGUCAUAAAUAGUUGUUAUGAA
Coffea eugenioides is the source of this 2403-nucleotide messenger RNA. Its product is annotated as O-fucosyltransferase 30. The coding region runs from base 34 to 1569 and encodes 511 amino acids. Lineage: Eukaryota; Viridiplantae; Streptophyta; Magnoliopsida; Gentianales; Rubiaceae. The record is from RefSeq and is a predicted model, not a curated record. The transcript has 2 exons.